AUGACUACUACACAGCUUCCCAUCUCGGAUUCCGAGAGAUACGACUAUGUGAUCGUCGGCGGUGGUACCGCUGGAUGUGUGAUCGCAUCUCGUCUCGCCGAGUACCUGCCAAACAAGAGAAUCCUCCUCAUCGAGGCUGGUCCCAGUGAUUAUAUGGAUGACCGUGUCUUGGAUCUGCGGCAAUGGCUUAACCUGCUCGGUGGUGAGCUGGACUACGACUAUGGCACAACAGAACAGCCCGAGGGUAACUCAUACAUUCGUCACUCACGUGCCAAGGUGCUGGGUGGCUGCUCCUCUCACAACACCCUCAUCUCCUUCAGACCAUUUGAGUAUGACCUGAAGGUGUGGCAAUCAAUGGGAGCCAAGGGAUGGACAUUUGAGACUUUUAUGAGAGUCUUGAACAAGCUGCGCAACACUGUUCAGCCCGUCCACGAGAGGCACCGAAACCAGCUCUGCCUGGACUGGGUCGACUCUUGCAGCAAGGCCAUGGACAUUCCCGUCCUCCACGACUUCAACAAGCACAUUACCGAGUCCGGCGCUCUGCAGCAGGGUGUUGGUUUCUUCUCCGUCAGCUACAACCCAGAUGACGGCCGCCGGUCCAGCGCAUCGGUUGCUUAUAUCCACCCCAUCAUCAGAGGCGAGGAGAAGCGGCCAAACCUGACCGUGCUCACCAACGCAUGGGUUUCCAAGCUGAACAUCAAGGACGGUGUGGUCAACGGUGUCGACUUGAAGCUCCAGGACGGUUCGCCCCGAACCAUCACCGCCAAAAAGGAGACUGUUCUCUGCGCCGGUGCUGUCGACACGCCGAGAUUGAUGAUGCUGUCCGGUGUCGGACCCAAGGAGCAGCUCUCGUCCCUCGGCAUCCCCGUGGUGCAUGAUCUGCCUGGAGUUGGUGAGAACCUCCAGGACCACCCCGAGAGUAUCAUCAUGUGGGAGCUCAAGAAGCCCGUUCCCGAGAACCAGACCACCAUGGACUCGGAUGCCGGUAUCUUCCUGCGACGUGAGGCACCCAACGCUGGCGCCAAGAAGAACCCUUCCAACCCCGCCGGUAUCCCCGACGGCGAUAUUGCCGACGUCAUGAUGCACUGCUACCAAAUCCCCUUCACCCUCAACACCACCCGUCUGGGCUACCCAGAGAUCAAGCACGGUUACGCCUUCUGCAUGACCCCCAACAUCCCCCGUCCCCGCUCCCGCGGCCGUCUGUACCUGACCUCGUCGGACCCCAACGAGAAGCCCGCCCUGGACUUCCGCUACUUCACCGACGCCGAGGGCUACGACGCCGCCACGCUGGUGCACGGCAUGAAGGCGGCCCGCAAGAUUGCCGAGCAGGCCCCCUUCAAGGACUGGAUCAAGGCCGAGAUCGCGCCCGGGCCCAAGCUGCAGACGGACGAGGAGCUCAGCCUGUACGCCCGCAAGGCCGCGCACACCGUGUACCACCCGUGCGGCACCACUCGCAUGGGCGACGUGGCCAGCGACAAGCUCGCCGUCGUCGACGAGAAGCUCAACGUUGCCGGCCUCAAGCGCCUGCGCAUUGCCGACGCCGGUGUCUUCCCCACCAUCCCUACCAUCAACCCCAUGCUCACGGUCCUCGGUGUCGCCGAGCGGUGCGCCGAGAUCAUUGCCGAGGAGGCCGGCUACAGCGCUAAGCUGUAA
Molecule: messenger RNA, 1653 nt
Organism: Pestalotiopsis fici W106-1
Lineage: Eukaryota; Fungi; Ascomycota; Sordariomycetes; Amphisphaeriales; Sporocadaceae
Exons: 2
Coding region: 1-1653 (550 amino acids)
Molecular function (GO): oxidoreductase activity, acting on CH-OH group of donors; flavin adenine dinucleotide binding
Source: RefSeq, a predicted model, not a curated record